This is a messenger RNA of Caenorhabditis sp. 36 PRJEB53466, 566 nucleotides long. Lineage: Eukaryota; Metazoa; Nematoda; Chromadorea; Rhabditida; Rhabditidae. The record is from the annotation of a GenBank genome assembly.
AUGGCCGAUGAUGGAGUCAAUCCGAAGGCCUUCCCACUGGCCGAUACCAACUUGUCUCAGAAGCUCAUGGAUCUCGUCCAGCAAGCGAUGAACUAUAAGCAACUCAAGAAGGGAGCCAACGAGGCCACCAAGACCCUCAACAGAGGAAUUGCCGAGGUGAGUAGACAUUUUAAAUGAAUACGUUUCUAUAUUUUGGAAGGAACGCAUUAUUGACUUCCGAUAAACUGAGAAGAUAGGCUAUUCGACCUAUUCAAAAUUUUCAGGUCAUCGUCAUGGCUGCCGAUGCCGAGCCGCUGGAGAUUCUCCUCCAUCUGCCGCUUUUGUGCGAGGACAAGAACGUCCCAUACGUCUUCGUCCGCGUAAGUGGAAUUUUUCGUUUUGAACGAAUUUUCAAGAAUUAUGAGUUUUCAAAAAUAAUCAGCAUAUUUCAGAGCAAGGCUGCCCUCGGACGCGCUUGUGGAGUGACUCGUCCAGUCAUCGCAGCCUCAAUCACUCAAAACGAAGGAUCUCAGCUGAAAUCUCAAAUCCAAAAGAUCAAGGAGGACGUUGAGAAGCUCCUCAUCUAA